UUCCUUUAACGUGAUCAUCCAGAGAGAUCUUUCGUUGUUAUAAAGCGGCUUCCGCUCUCCGAAUUUCGCGUCGGCUACUAACCCCUGCUCCUUCCCUCUAUCUCUAUAUAUCUGGUCCCAGAUCCUCUCUUCCCUCCCUUUUUUAUUGGCUUUGAUCUAGGGUUUCGAAUCUCUCUCUCUCUUUCUCGCGAUCCUUUCCUCACUUCUUCGAUCGACUUCUCCCGGUUUCACUCUCCUCUGAUACCUUUUCGAUUUCAGAACCGUCUUCUCCGAUCGCCACAACGGAGCGCGGAGUGCUUCUGGCUGGAAUUCGAGAGCCAGGGGUCUUCUGUAAGUGGAUGCUUGUUCUAGUUGUGGGUGCUUAGGAUGACGAUUCCCAAUUCGGAGAACUUCCUCUCGGGAGGAAGCUCUCUUCCGUGCACUCCCGAGGAAGAGAAAGAAAUCGUAUUAGAAUUGACCAGAGCCGCGGAGGCUAAUCAGAAGGAGGGGGAUCUGUACUACGUUGUCUCCCAAAGAUGGUGGAGGGACUGGCAAGAAUAUGUGGGGUUCGACAGGUUCAGGGAACAUUCUAGCAAGGGCCAUCUAAGCAUCCUAUCGAGACCUGGAAGAAUAGAUAAUUCUAAGCUUGUAUUGAAUAGAACAGACACAGAAGGUAAUGAACUUGAUCUUCAGAGGCAUCUGCAAGAAGGAGAAGAUUAUACUUUGGUUCCCCAUGAAGUUUGGAAGAAGCUCCUUGAAUGGUAUAAGGGUGGACCAGAACUACCAAGGAAAGUUAUUUCUGAGGGUGUUAUUGUUAAGGAGCUCAGAGUAGAAGUUUACCCCCUGUGCCUUAAAAUAAUUGAUGCAAGAGACGACUCCCAAAGAACAAUUAGGAUUAGCAGAAAGGCUUCGGUAGGUGAGCUUUACAAAAUUGUUUGUGCACUCCUUGAGCUGGAACAGUCGAAGGCCCGUAUUUGGGACUAUUAUGAAAAGAGUAAAAAUUAUAUUUUGACCAACUUUGAUCAAACCUUAGAGGACGCUCAGUUGCAGGUGGACCAGGAGAUUCUUUUGGAGGUGCAACGUGAUGGGAUUUGGCCUUCUAAUUUUAACACAAAUCCAACAGGAAAUGAAUAUGCUUUGGUCCCAUUGGAACCUUCAAGGUCAUCUAUUACAAUUGCUGGAGGCCCCACUUUAUCUAAUAGUAAUUCAACUGGAUUUGGCACCCAUUUGCUACAGGGGAAUAGUUUUAGCUUACCACUAAGGGAUGCAGAUGGUGAUGGCAUUUUAAACAAUGGGUCAAAAGUAGAUGGUCGCGGACUGACAGGAUUGCAUAAUCUGGGCAACACUUGUUUCAUGAACAGUGCCAUUCAAUGUUUAGUUCACACACCCCCUGUGGUUGAGUACUUUUUGAAAGAUUAUAGUGAUGAGAUAAAUGAGGAGAAUCCUUUGGGAAUGCAAGGUGAGCUUGCAAUUGCAUUUGGGGAGUUAUUAAGGAAAUUAUGGUCAUCAGGACGGACAUCAAUUGCACCACGUGCAUUUAAAGCAAAACUAGCUCGGUUUGCUCCCCAGUUUAGUGGAUAUAAUCAACAUGAUUCUCAAGAGCUUCUUGCAUUUCUAUUGGAUGGGCUGCAUGAAGAUUUAAAUCGUGUAAGAAAAAAACCCUACAUUGAAGCAAGAGAUGCAGAUGGUUGUCCAGAUCAGGAAUUUGCUGAUGAAUGUUGGAAAAACCAUAAGGCUCGGAAUGAUUCUGUAAUUGUGGAUGUUUGCCAGGGUCAAUACAAGUCAACAUUGGUAUGCCCAGUUUGCAGCAAAGUCUCUGUAACAUUUGAUCCCUUCAUGUACUUGUCAUUGCCGCUACCUUCAACAGUUACGCGGAUGAUGACUGUUACCAUAUUCAGUGGUGAUGGGAGUUCUCUCCCCAUGCCUUUCACUGUAACUUUACCAAAAAAUGGUUGUUGUAAAGAUCUAAUUCGAGCCUUGAGUACAUCUUGUUGCUUAAAGAGUUCUGAAGCAUUAUUGCUUGCAGAGGUUUACGACCACCGUAUCUAUCGCUACCUGGAGAAUCCCUUUGAGUCACUAUCUAGUAUAAAAGAUGAGGAGCAUAUUGUAGCCUACAGAGUUCCAAUAACUCAUGAUAAAUUACUGAGAUUAGAGAUAAUGCAUAGGAGAACAAACAAAUUUUUAUCCGAGCCUCAGUUUAAUGUUCUCAGGAAGCUUAUUGGAACUCCCUUGGUUACCUAUUUAUCCAAGGACUCUGUAACUGGGGCAAACAUCCAUGCUGCAGUGAGUGCUGUGCUUGCACCAUUGCUGCGAGCAAAAGCAUUUCCUCCCAUGAAUCAGGUCAAAUUUAGCAAGGAAAAUGGUGGUGGGCCAAGUUUGGAUUCUAUUGUUCUGACAGAUGAUGGUACUUGUUCAAGUGACAAGGACAUAUCCACAUCCAAUAUGGAAUUGGAAGAGAGAGCUAAUGGGCUUCCAUCCUUGCAGCUUGCUUUAACUGAUGAGAAGGGUGUCAGCAGAACCUUCAUUGACACUGAUUCUAGUGUUUUUCCUGUAUCUUGCAUAAGGGUAUUGAUGGACUGGUCAGACAGAGAACAUGAACUAUAUGAUUUCAGCUUCCUUGAGGAUCUACCUGAAGUUUUCAAGUCUGGAUUUAUGUUGAAGAAAACACGGCAGGAGGCAGUCACUUUGUUUUCAUGCUUGGAAACAUUCUUAAAGGAGGAACCUCUAGGCCCUGAUGACAUGUGGUAUUGUCCUAGCUGCAAGGAACACAGGCAAGCAACAAAGAAGCUGGACCUAUGGAGGUUGCCCGAAAUCUUAGUAGUUCACUUGAAACGAUUCUCUUACAGUCGAUUCUUGAAGAACAAACUUGACACCUUUGUGAACUUCCCUGUUCACAAUCUUGAUUUAAGCAAGUACGUGAAACACAGGGCUGUUGGUCCCCAUUCUUAUGUAUACGAACUCUAUGCUAUCAGCAACCAUUAUGGUGGCUUAGGUGGCGGUCACUACUCUGCAUAUGCAACGUUAAUAGAAGAGGACAGCUGGUAUCAUUUUGCUGACAGUCAUGUUUCCCCUGUGAAUGAGGAUGAAAUCAAGACAUCAGCAGCUUAUGUGCUGUUCUAUCGGCGAGUUAAAGAUGAUUCCAAGAUGAGUGUGGAGGAAACAUCAUCCUCCACUAAUUCAACAAGUUGCUGAGUAUGGAGUAGCAUGGGCUUCACUUUUAAAGCCAUGAUUCAGUUGUUCUGAUACUGCUAGAAAUGAUGACCAAGUUGCUUGAAGUAGCUGACUCUGCUGCUAUGGUGUUUGUGACGGCCCUGGUUGUGGGGUGAUAAGCAGGAGUUUCGGCUUGUCAACUGGCUGUCGAAUAUCUGUUGCUCUAUACAUGUUGACAGGCCGGAAGUGGUGUCCAAAUUCUAGUUAGUACAGCUGAUCAGGCGGCUCAUUCCUGUGUUAGAAAUUUUGGGUUUGAUCUUUUUUAUAUUCUUGAGUAUUAAUCAUUAUAUAAGGUUAUGUUACCAAAAAACUCAUCAUAUAAGGUUCCAUUUUUCUCUCUCUUCCCAUUUAGUGGUGAAAUUGAGUUAUUUGUGUUCUUGAUCUAUAUCAAAUUUUAUACUUACUUUCUGUAAGCACUUUACCCAUGGGCAGGGUACCUAGGGUUAUCUAGACUUUUGCUUGUAACCUGCAGUUAGUUUUUUCUAUGCAGGCAACUUCACAUUCCCUUGGGCUACAUUUGUUUGUGGCAUAGGUAAAACUGGAAGCCAAACUUGGAAUAAUGAGAGUUGUUUCAGGUGGAAUUGUUGUACUUGGUGUUUAUUA
Molecule: messenger RNA, 3792 nt
Organism: Phoenix dactylifera (date palm)
Lineage: Eukaryota; Viridiplantae; Streptophyta; Magnoliopsida; Arecales; Arecaceae
Source: RefSeq, a predicted model, not a curated record